Molecule: messenger RNA, 2299 nt
Organism: Daktulosphaira vitifoliae (grape phylloxera)
Lineage: Eukaryota; Metazoa; Arthropoda; Insecta; Hemiptera; Phylloxeridae
Product: class E basic helix-loop-helix protein 22-like
Exons: 4
Coding region: 324-926 (200 amino acids)
Molecular function (GO): protein dimerization activity
Source: RefSeq, a predicted model, not a curated record
CGAGAGUUCUCUUCAUUGCACCGCGAUUUUAUUCGGUUUCCAAUGGGCACUGCCGAAUGACAUCAAAUGUCUGAGUACAGCAACAUUGUUUUUCAUUAACUAAUAAUAACGAAAACAUUUAUUUAUUAAAACAUAUAACCAUUAAAUUUUAAAUAUUCCAUCAGCACCAAACAACUUAUACCCAAUCUCUCAUUAUAUGUAAAUAAAAUCUUCUUUUAAUUUAUACAAUAGUUACUUAAAUGAUUAGGACUAUCAAAAGUUAACCCAAAUAAAACUUCGUAUACCUCAGUGCAUAAUACAGCAACUACAAAAAGAUUUAAAUCAUGGACUUCUCAGCUGGAUCGUUAGAAAACAACGGAACGUACUUUGCUUGUGAAUCAAACCAAGUACCGGGUCGAAGAACUCCAUUGAGUGCAGUAGGUUUGGGAGGGUAUUUUUUUCCACAACCACCAUCAUCCGUUGCUUCGGAUGAAAAUAGCCCUAGUCCAGCCUGUCAACAAUUCAACCACAGUUCUAACAAUGAUAAUAGAAUUUCCAAUCACGGCCAGAGCAGUUCAACGAUGACUGUUACCUCUGGCAAGUCAAAAUCUAAACAAGGAAAAUCUGUUCGGUUAAAUAUCAAUGCUCGAGAGCGAAGAAGAAUGCAUGAUUUAAACGACGCGUUAGAUGAGCUUAGAAGUGUGAUACCUUACGCUCAUUCGCCAUCUGUGCGUAAGCUAUCCAAGAUUGCUACAUUGCUACUGGCGAAAAACUAUAUUUUAAUGCAGGCGAAUGCCUUGGAGGAACUUAGAAGACUGAUCACAUAUAUACAAGCUCAAGGUACCAUGACGAUGCCACCGGGUUUUGACCUACAAGCUUCGAUGUACCCUAUCAAACCUUCGUUGCAAUCACCUAACGCGUCGCCUGAAUCACCUGCUCAGUCUUAAUUAGUUCAACCAAAAACAAUAAGAUCAAUCAAUGUUGAAGUGUGUUUUUUCUUUCUCAAAGAACAUCUAUCGAAUAGUCGAUGACCUUAAAUAAUUGUUUUUAACCAAACACCAAAGAAAAAUGGACAACAAAUAUUGCACAAGAAAAAAUGAUUACCUUAUAAAAUAGUUGAGUUAAAACAAGAAAGUGAUCUUUGGAACGCCAUAUUCUUCCAUAGAAAUUAAAAUCACUUUUUUUUAACGAUUUUUAAAUUUUAAUGUAAAUAUUGAGUAUUUGAAUAAUGCUACAACUUUUAAUAUUUUAUAUUGAUUGUGCUACUUGUAAAUUGUUGCAAUAGCGUUUUAUUUAGUUUAUAGGUAUUAACAAUCUAGUCAUAUUAUAAAACAAUGCAUUUUCUAUAAUAUUAUACAAAUAUACAUAUAAGUAUAUUAUUAUGAACAGUUUAAUUACAAUGUAAAAUAUAUUUAAACAUUUUAUUACAUUUUGAAGAUAACGUUUCUUUUACAAGAAUUGUAUAUAUAUAGUCAGUUCAAAAAGUCAAUUUAUAAACUUAAAAGUAAUAUAAAAAAUGUUCAAAAUAAAAUACAUCAUCGGAACAAAUUUAAUUAUGUUACAUUAAUGUGUAAGCAAGAUAGAAUAUUUUGUUUCGUUUAUCUAUCCCGACUUCGAUAAAAUGAUUUAUAAAAAUAACUUUUAAUCGUGACUUAUUGCUGAGUUAAAUUUUACCAUAAGAAACCAUUUAAACUUGAAAAUUAGGCUAGUUGAAAUCAGUAAAGAUUGAAAACUAGCUGGAAUUAAAAUCACUAUCUAAUUUAAUUUAAAUUUAAAUUUAUAAAACUGCUAAUUAUUCUUAAGCAUUUUAAUAUAUGUAGAGUCAAUUUUUUUUCAAAUAAAAAAUUGUUUGGAAUUAGAAUUUUUAGAAUUAGGUAUCUAAAAAAAUGUUUUAAUGUAGAAGGAUGUAAGUCAAUUUUCUCUUUUCCCCACAAAAACUGAUAAGAUUUUUACGAUUAAGAAUUUCUUAUGCCUGUAAGUUGGCGGCAUAAAAAGUCAAAAAGUUCUAUGCUCGGUUUUUCCAAAAAUGACUUUUUUAGCUAUCAUUUUAAAUUAUUCAAUCCUUUAAAAUAUUCUAUAAAAUAUAAUUAAUUGGAGUAAUUAUUUAAUAAGAUAUUAAGAACCAAAUGACUCUAUAAAUAUAGGAAAAAUUAAAGAGCAGUUGUUUUUAAUAAAAACCAAAAUGUUUCAUAUUCUAACGUAUUGAGAGUGGUCUAAUAAUAAUAAUGCAAUAAUAACACUGCUGUGAAUUAUGAUCAGCUUUUAUUGUAUUAUUAUCAUACUGUUUUAUAAUUUUUGUUAAGAGUUUUAAGUCCACGUG